Molecule: messenger RNA, 4147 nt
Organism: Myotis davidii
Lineage: Eukaryota; Metazoa; Chordata; Mammalia; Chiroptera; Vespertilionidae
Gene: PTBP1
Product: polypyrimidine tract binding protein 1
Exons: 13
Coding region: 1003-2700 (565 amino acids)
Biological process (GO): mRNA processing; regulation of RNA splicing; regulation of cell differentiation
Cellular component (GO): nucleus
Molecular function (GO): mRNA binding
Source: RefSeq, a predicted model, not a curated record
GGAAGGGCAAAGAUAAGGUGUCCUUGAGAAAAAGGCAGUUUGAGGGAGAAGGGGCGAGGCUCGUAACCCUGAGAGCCAAGGCCCAGUUGAGCUGGUCUUUCCUGUUCCUGCUACAGGCCUGAGGGGGCACUGAAGUGGGGGUGGGGGAGACACCCUCCCCUGAUUUCCAACCUUGGUCCUAGUUCAUGUUGAUGGGAGUCCUGUCCCAGCUCUGCCCCAACACCCAACAGGUCCUAGAGCCUGCAAGUUCCUGGUGCUCACGCUCUUGUUCCUAGCAGAGUCUGUCCUGGGUGGGGGCUGCAUCCUGAGUCUCCACUUGCAUGACUGCACUGCAGCCUCAUACAGCUCACCCCCUGAGUAAAAGUAGUCCGGUCCUUGGGCCUCGGUCCACAGGAGGGAUGCCUGUCUGCCUGCUUUCUAAGCCCAGAGUCAGACUAACGUGAUCGGGGAGUUGAUUUAAUUAGAUCGAGACUCGGGAGUAAAUAGGUUGUUUCUGGAAAGAAAACAGGCAGGUCAGAAGUCAUAGGAGCCCGCCUACGGAUGAGCAGUUCUAGAGCUGCCCUCAGACCCUGUUUUCUGUCACUAGAUAGUGUUGCUGGCUCACAGAGAGGUAGUGUUUCUAGUCAGUGAGUGAUGAGGCUGCGGCUCAGGUGUCCUCACACAGCUGGAAAAUAGGCCGAGCUCCGGAGACCAAGGGAAUAGCUGCAGUGUGACAAGGGGGCUUUGUUCUCAAGUUUGCAAGCAGCUUUGUAAGAAUAAAGACAGCCUAACAGUCUCAAGGUGGCCGGCUAGGCCUGCCCUUGAGGCACCUGACCUGAGGCCUGUCCACAGACCCUGUAAGCGUUCCCCAGAACCUGGAGAUGGGAGUGACAUUUUAAUCCCUUGUCAGCCCCCCCACCCCCCCCAAGCAGCCACAUCUGGGACUGUGAGGCCAUCUUGAGGUGGGACAGACACAGUACAGGGCAGUGUCUUCACAUCUGAACAGCAAGGUAUUCUGGGAGGAUGGUGUCUGCAGCUAUGUGCCAGGCCACCUCCAGCCCCACUUCAGCACCCCCUCUCUUCCAGCGGGGAUCGGACGAGCUCUUCUCUGCCUGUGUCACUAACGGACCCUUUAUCAUGAGCAGCAACUCGGCCUCUGCAGCAAACGGAAAUGACAGCAAAAAGUUCAAAGGUGACAACAGAAGUACAGGUGUGCCCUCCAGAGUGAUCCAUAUCCGGAAGCUUCCCAGCGAUGUCACCGAGGGCGAGGUCAUUUCCCUGGGACUGCCUUUUGGGAAGGUCACCAACCUCUUGAUGCUGAAAGGGAAAAACCAGGCCUUCAUUGAGAUGAACACAGAGGAGGCAGCCAACACUAUGGUGAACUACUACACCUCCGUGACACCUGUGCUUCGUGGCCAGCCCAUCUACAUCCAGUUCUCCAACCAUAAGGAACUUAAGACCGACAGCUCACCCAACCAGGCACGGGCCCAGGCGGCCUUGCAGGCAGUGAACUCAGUUCAGUCGGGGAACCUGUCACUGGCUGCCUCAGCUGCUGCCGUGGAUGCCGGGAUGGCGAUGGCUGGCCAGAGUCCAGUGCUCAGGAUCAUCGUGGAAAACCUCUUCUACCCAGUCACCUUGGAUGUGCUUCACCAGAUCUUCUCCAAGUUUGGCACAGUUCUGAAGAUUAUCACUUUCACCAAGAACAACCAGUUCCAGGCACUGCUGCAGUAUGCCGAACCCGUGAGCGCCCAGCAUGCUAAGCUGUCGCUGGAUGGACAGAACAUCUAUAACGCUUGCUGUACACUCCGCAUCGACUUUUCUAAGCUCACCAGCCUCAACGUCAAGUACAACAAUGACAAGAGCCGAGACUAUACCCGUCCUGACCUGCCCUCUGGUGACAGCCAACCCUCACUGGACCAGACCAUGGCUGCAGCCUUUGGUGCACCUGGUAUAAUGUCAGCCUCUCCAUAUGCAGGAGCUGGUUUCCCUCCCACCUUUGCCAUUCCUCAAGCUGCAGGCCUCUCAGUUCCCAAUGUGCACGGGGCCCUGGCCCCUCUGGCCAUCCCAUCAGCAGCGGCAGCGGCGGCGGCAGCUGGCCGGAUCGCCAUCCCAGGCCUAGGAGGGGCUGGAAAUUCUGUGCUGCUGGUCAGCAACCUCAACCCUGAGAGAGUCACACCCCAAAGCCUCUUUAUUCUUUUCGGCGUGUAUGGCGAUGUGCAACGGGUGAAGAUUUUGUUCAAUAAGAAGGAGAAUGCCUUGGUACAGAUGGCAGAUGGGAGCCAGGCCCAGCUGGCCAUGAGCCACCUUAACGGACAUAAGCUGCAUGGAAAGCCUGUGCGCAUCACCCUCUCCAAGCACCAAAAUGUACAGCUGCCCCGGGAGGGCCAGGAGGACCAGGGCCUCACCAAAGACUACGGGAACUCACCCCUGCACCGCUUCAAGAAGCCUGGCUCUAAGAACUUCCAGAACAUCUUCCCACCCUCGGCCACCCUGCACCUUUCCAACAUCCCGCCCUCCAUAUCUGAGGACGACCUCAAGAUACUCUUCUCCAGCAACGGCGGAAUUGUCAAAGGGUUCAAGUUCUUCCAGAAGGAUCGCAAGAUGGCGCUGAUUCAGAUGGGUUCCGUGGAGGAGGCCAUCCAGGCGCUCAUUGACCUGCACAACCACGACCUGGGAGAGAACCACCACCUGCGGGUGUCCUUCUCCAAGUCCACUAUCUAGACUCCCCACCAAGGACCAGCCUGCCGGGUAAUCCCGGCAACAACUUCCAUCAUUCCAGAAAAUAGCCACUUUAAAAAGCAGCUGAAGUGACCUUAAAAAGACCAGAGAUUUUAUUUUUUUAAAGAGAAAAUCAGUUUACCUGUUUUUAAAAAAAUUAAAUCUAAUUCACCUUGCUCACCUUUGGGAGAUAGGGUGCCAGCCUCAGGCUCUUGGUGACCCGUGGACGAUAUGCCUACCCCUUCUGCAGGGUGGGUGUUCCCAAGCCUCCACUCAGCUUUCUUGUGCCUUAAAACCCACUGCUCUGGCAGGGCCUUUUUUUGCAGUAGCAAAUGCAUAGGGGUUUGGGGACAGGGGACUGCUUCCCCACGGGGAUCAUGUGCCUGGCAUGGCAGGAGGCUGCCAGCUGCAGGCUCUGCGGACAUCCUAAUCCUCCAUUUAAUCAAGUGUCUUGAUUCUCCCCUCUCCCUGCCCCUGGCUUGAGGUGCCCCUCCUGGGCCAAGACCCUCUAGGGUGCAUCCCUGGCACUUCUUCAGCUUGGAGCUUUGUUUUAUCAUAAGUCUUUGUAUUGUGCUUUUAUGCAGUUGCAGACAUCUGUGCCUAGCAAUAUUUCCAGUUGACCAAAUAUUCUAAUCUUCAUUUAUAUGCAAAAGAAAUAGUUUUAAGUAACCUUUUAUAUAGCAAGAUGAUAAAAAUGGUAUGAGUGUAAUCUAAAUUUCUUCCUUAUAUGACCUUGUAUACUGUACUUUUUAUUUUAUUCCUUGUAAUUAAGUUGCAGGGCAGGAUCUAGUUUCCAGGGCAGACGCAGUGGUGGGGCCACUGCGGAGCCUGGGUUCUUCCUAGAAAGCCCCAGGCCUGAGACCUUCAGAUGCCUUACACAUAGCCUGUUCUCUGUCUGGGAGGACAAGGGCUCUCUUAAACUUUCAGGGUUUCUUUUUUCCUGCAAAUCAUGGACCAAAGUUUUUUGUUUUUUUUGUCUGCCUCUAACGCUGGGACCCAUUAAGGUGGGACAAUAGCCCUCGAGUCUUAACUGUCUCCUUUACCUUGUAUAGUCCUACACUCAUGGGUCCAAGGGGCUUCCCUGUGCACAGACCUUGUGCUGGCUGGCCCCUCUUCCUGGGGCCUGGACCCCAAGUGUUCAUGUUGGGGUGGGGACGAGGGAUUAAAUAUUUAUAAUUUUUUAUACCUGUUGUAAGACAUGAGGGGCAGCAAAUGCAGUUUUUUAUGGUGACACAGAUGUAUAUUUUGAUACCAGCAAUUACAGGCUCAGUAUUGUAACGUGGAGCGUGGCACAUUCCACUGCCUGCCUUACGGCUUGUAAUGUUGAGAAAACUGAAUUAAAGCAAUUUUAUAACAACUCUUGCCUUUUCCGCAGGCUUUCUGUUCACAUUGUAGAAGGCAGUUUGGCUAGUCUGUACUGGACUUUGAAUAAACUCUUCUGUAUCCUGCA